Molecule: messenger RNA, 2016 nt
Organism: Maudiozyma saulgeensis
Lineage: Eukaryota; Fungi; Ascomycota; Saccharomycetes; Saccharomycetales; Saccharomycetaceae
Source: the annotation of a GenBank genome assembly
AUGAAAUACCAAUGGAACACUAGAAAAUUUAAGGACGUCGUCUUGAAAAGGUUCUGCGAUGCGUUGACUGCUAUCGGUGGACCUGGUCAAGUACUCAUCAUUCAACCGGAUAUAUUACCUGUUAUAAAUAGUUUGUUAUCAUUUACAAAAUUGACUGAAGAGACUCCAGUGAAGAAGAUUUUACUUCUCGACGAUCAAUUGACUACAGAUCUUACAGAGAUUCUAGAAACAAUUCCGGAUGUGAAGCUAGUGUUUUUAAUAGAUAUUAGAGUCGAUCUUAAGGUACCUACCAUAAUAGAAUCUGUUUUAGGUAAUUUAGAAUUGACUGAAGUAGAUGUCAUGUAUUGCGCUUGGGAAACCGAUAUCUCAAAUGGUAUGACAAAUAUCCCACAUUCCAUUCAAUCACAAUUACAAGAAUAUUGUCAAAUUGUUAGGAUUAUUCCUUGGGAAAUGGUAACAAUGCCUCAAUUCGACGAUGAUUUUAUUUGUCCGCAUCUACUGUAUAAUUCAGAUAAUGAUUCAUUAUAUGCACCAUUUGAAAAUUCAAUGAAGGAUGGAACGAGAGAGGUUUUAUUAGAUAAUAUGGUUAAUUGUGUGCAGACUUUAUUAAUACACACUAAUACAACGGUCACAAAUACUGUUACAUUGGGUAAUUUAUCUCAGAAAUUUGCUCAAUUGUUGAAAUCAAGGAUAAAGGAUAAUAUGACACAUGGUGAUGAAAUAAUAUUCGAUUCUUUACAUGGGAAGAAAGCAGCCAUUGAUAUCGAGACCGAUAUGAUUGUGAUUGAACGUGAGAUGGACCCGAUUACACCAUUACUUACGGAACUAACAUAUUUUGGUUUAUUAAACGAUUUUUAUAAAUUUGAUUCAAACGGAACUUUAAUUGAUAAAGAAGGGAAUUCACACAAUUUUGUUAACGAUGAUGAAAUAUGGAACCAGUUGAAGUUUCUUAACUUUGGUGCAAUGGGACCUACUUUAAAUAAGAUGGCUAAAGAAUUACAAACCAAAUAUGAUGCAAGACACGAGGCUGAGACUGUAGGACAAAUUAAGACUUUUGUAGAUUCAUUAGGGACAUUACAACAGGAACAAAAACUAUUAAAGAUGCAUACUACAUUAUCAUCCGAUAUCCUUGAAGAAGUUGAGAAUAAUGAUUCUUUAGAGUUUGAUCACAUCUUAGAAUUAGAACAAGAUAUCUUGUUAGAUAAUUUGGGAACCGCCAUUGCCAUGGAUCGUAUUCUAACGUUAUUAUAUGAAGAUAAAGUCUCAAUGGAAGUGAUAAUAAGAUUGAUAUGUUUAUUGUCACUGUGCAAGAACGGUUUAAAGGAUAAUGAGUUUGAUACUCUUAAAAAAGAACUAAUCGACACGUAUGGGAUAGAGAUACUUUUCAAAUUAGAAUGGUUAACAAGAAAUGGGUUAUUCAUGAGUAAAUCUUUAAUGCAAUCUCAGAUACAAACAAAGACUGCGUUAAAGAAAGAAUAUAGACAUAUCUCUAAAUGGUUAGAUACCGUUCCGAAUGAAGAAGAUGGAGAUCCUAUUAUAAAGAUAACUGACCCCAGGGAACCAACUUUUGCAUAUUGUGGUGCAUCACCUCUAAGUGUACGACUGAUUCAAUCACUUUAUGAUAGAACUGUUCUUUCGAAGAAUUACUCUACACAACAACCAUUCAUGAUUUCGAGGGAACCAAGCUCAGCUCAAUUAGAUAAUUUGGCACAACAAAUUUACGGACAGGCUGACAUAAUCACUCAGUUCCGAUGGGUUCCUGAACCUACUGCAAGAUUGAAACGAAUCCGUGCUGCAAACAACAACAACAACGCUACGCCAUCGAACAGCACCACAAAUACAAGCAACCGGAAAUCACUACAGAACAAAGAUAUAGUAAUGAUCGUAUGCCUCGGAGGAAUCACUCCAGGAGAAGUAGCGUUGCUUAAGUUCUUACAAACCAAACUACAACAACGUCACAUAAACAAAAGAUUUAUUAUCAUUGCAGACGGCAUAGUGAGACAUACCAGCCAAUGA